Esox lucius (northern pike) is the source of this 2917-nucleotide messenger RNA. RefSeq names its product cytochrome P450 2U1 (gene cyp2u1). Gene Ontology annotation, cellular component: cytoplasm; intracellular membrane-bounded organelle. Gene Ontology annotation, molecular function: iron ion binding; heme binding; oxidoreductase activity, acting on paired donors, with incorporation or reduction of molecular oxygen, reduced flavin or flavoprotein as one donor, and incorporation of one atom of oxygen. The record is from RefSeq and is a predicted model, not a curated record. The transcript has 6 exons. The coding region runs from base 171 to 1775 and encodes 534 amino acids. Lineage: Eukaryota; Metazoa; Chordata; Actinopteri; Esociformes; Esocidae. Gene Ontology annotation, biological process: xenobiotic metabolic process.
AUGACGUGUGCGUCUUUCGCUCUCACCACAAACAAGGAAGAACAUUUCAGACGCUUGUGCAUAAACGGGUUUGACCUUUCGGUAUACACUAAUAACAGCUUGAAAAACAUUGAACUCGAUAAUAUGUAUUACAAAAAUGUAUUGUGCGUGUAGCUAUAGAUAAACACAUCAUGGUUAUGGAAUUGUGGUACGAUCUUCUUCCCACUUCUGCGUCGUCGCGUGUCUGCAUUCUGGCCUUCACGGUGUUUGUGGGAGUAUUUUACAUAAUGCACUUAAUUCGUAAACGCAAAGAUUUCUCCAAUAUUCCCCCUGGCCCUAAACCAUGGCCCAUAGUUGGCAAUAUUGGGGGGUUUCUGGUUUUCAAUGUCAUCUUACGUCAUUUUGGAGGCCGGAAAGCAGAGAACUUCCAAAAGAUGGAAAAAUCACCUCAAGUCUUUCUGACAGAACAAGCUCAAGUUUACGGCAACCUCUACAGCAUUUGGGUAGGGAGUCAGCUGGUGGUUGUGCUAAACGGCUAUGACGUUGUCAGGGACGCCCUCUUGAACCGAGCAGAUGUGUUUUCUGACAGACCAGAAAUUCCAACCGUCACAAUCAUGACAAAGCGCAAAGGCAUUGUUUUUGCACCAUAUGGCCCGGUAUGGAGGAGGCAGCGAAAGUUCUGCCAUACCACACUGCGAAACUUCGGAUUUGGCAACCAGAGCCUAGAGUCCUGUGUCCAGAAGGGUCUGGCCGUGGUGAAACGUGAACUGCUGCACCUCAGCAGAGAAGAUCAUAAGUGUUUGGGGGUGGACCCAACCUCUCUGAUCACCAACGCGGUGUCCAAUGUCAUCUCCAACAUUGCCCUGGGACAGCAUUUCCACCACAGUGACCGUGAGUUCGGCGCUUUGCUGGAACUGAUGGCCCACGGCUUGGAGAUCAUCAUAAACAGCGCAGCAUUCCUCAUCAACGUGUUUCCCCCUCUAUACCACCUGCCCUUUGGUGUCUUCAAAGAGGUACGUCAGGUGGAAAAAGACAUCACCACUUUCCUCAAGGAGAUCAUCAAAAGGCACAGGGAGACAUUGGACCCAGACAACCCCCGAGAUCUCAUAGACAUGUACUUGCUGGAGAUAGAUGCCCAGCAGGCUGCGGGCGAGAUGGACAGUAGCUUCUCAGAGGACUACCUUUUCUAUAUCGUGGGGGAUCUUUUCAUCGCUGGCACUGAUACCACCGCUAACACAGUGCUGUGGAUGCUGCUCUACAUGGCUGUUUAUCCAGAGGUCCAAGAGAAGGUGCAGGCUGAGAUCGAUGCGGUGGUGGGCCCAGACAGGGUCCCAUCUCUGACGGACAAAGGGAGUCUGCCGUUCACUGAGGCCACCAUCAUGGAGGUCCAGAGAAUGACUGUGGUGGUCCCCCUGGCUAUACCUCACAUGGCCUCAGAGACCACAGAGUUCCGUGGCUAUACAAUCCCCAAGGGCACUGUGAUUGUCCCCAACCUAUGGUCAGUCCAUAGAGACCCCACUGUGUGGGACAAGCCGGAUGACUUCAAACCAUCACGUUUCCUAGACGACCAGGGGAAGCUCCUGAGGAAAGCGUGUUUCAUGCCGUUUGGAAUAGGUCGGAGGGUCUGCAUGGGAGAGCAGCUAGCGAAGAUCGAGCUGUUCCUGAUGUUCACCAGUCUGCUGCAGGCCUUCCAUUGCAGACUGCCAGAGGGGCUUCCCUCUCCUCCUAUGCACGGCCGCUUCGGCCUCACCUUGGCUCCCUGCCCAUUCACUCUGACUGUGAAACCCCGGCAGUAAGGCUAGCGGACUACUAACACAAUCAGUUUUAUCCUAAUUGUACUUGCUAACAGAAAAUGCAACCAUGCAGUGUUAAUGUUCUUUUUAUUCCAUAAUAUUGAUACCAAAAAAAAUGAUACUAAAAAAAGUACAUUUAAAACUUUUUUGAAAGAAUGUUACUUGUAAAAAAAAAAAAUGUUUUGUAUAUUGCCAAUAUCUUAACAUGACAUUUUUUUAUUUGAGCAUAUUAUUAUCAUUUGAAUUUUACCUAAUUCGGUACUGUUACCAAAGCAAUAUUAUUUGUUACCAUGCAGUGUUUAUGUCCAUUUUACUAAUUUUGAUGCUGAAAAUGUGUUCAGGGAAUUUCUUCAGGGAAGAACAUAAUAUUUAUUUUAACCGCUUUAAUUUUUUACGUUUAAACGUAAUAUUUUAACUAUACAUACAUACUUUGAGCUAGGAAUAACUAACUUUUUGCACAAUUAGUUUUUUUAACCUUUCUGAGUAACCGAAUACAUUAUGGGAAUAUGAGUGAUUUGUUUGGAUAAAUUCACGUCACCGGCUGCCAUCUUCCCUCCGUGCAAGGCAUCUACCAUACACAAUGCCUUAGGAAAUCACGGAACAUCAACAAAGACUACAGCCCAGGCUAUGGUCUGUUCACACUGCUUCUGCCUGGUAGGUGUUACCGGGGCAUCAAGGCACACACUUCCAGACUCACAAAAAAAAAUUCCCCUCAGGCCAUAAGGUUCCUCAACCAGCAACACUGAUCUUUGAUCAUAUUGAUCACAAAUUAACUUUCCAGCUGCUAUGAUGUCUUUCCAUGUACACGUUAUUUACAUAUUUGUAAUAGUCAGUGCUUCUAACCAAAUUGUUCAUAUUCCCCAUUAUACAAAUUGCUGCUAGUUUACACUUAAGUAUAUUAUUGAUAUAUUUUUGCUUUAUAUAUUUCUUAGUUCUUACUACGUAGAUGCUGUGUGCCAUGUUACAAGAACUUCAUUUUUCAGAUUGAAUCUGUGCUCAAUACAUUUCAUAAAUAAACUUAAAUUGAACUUCAAAGUUACAAUGAAGUAAAAUAUGAAGUGUUAAUGCAACUGUAUUCAUUGUAUCAGUAGACAUAUUACUAGUUUGAUAGGAUACAAUAUAUUAUGUUAGUGUUAAUAUUAUGU